CGCUCUGGAUUCCCACGAACGCGACACGGUUUCUCAGGGCAAAUCAUGAUCCCCGAGACUAGCUCCCAGCACUAUCCCCUAACUAGUUCCCCCGAUGUCAGCCUCUCCCACAGGGCAGCGCAGCACCAGAGCUCCUGACCAUACAGCGCGCAAUUCACAGCCAACCGGAGCUCCGCGCACCCCUAAUCCGCGAAAGCCACCCGCCAAUUCGUCACCCGCGGGAACCCUAGCGCGGCCGAUCCCCUCGAUCGCCGCGGCAACCCCCGAAUUCGAGCUCAAACGGCGGCGGCGCGGGGAUCGAUCGAACAAGCUGGGUCGAGAGAGGAGCGGAAGGGAUCGCUCACCUUCCACGGUCAUCGCCAUCUCCGGCGAGGGGGCGGGCGGCGGCGCGAAAUCUCCCCGGCGAGCACCUGUUGCCGUCUCCUCCUCCUCCUCCUUUCCGCUCUCUCUGACCGACGGAGUCACGAAGCCGAGUCGUGUUAUCGAUGCGACGCUGGCUCGUGGGCCCUGUCAUGUUGGUGGGCCGGGCCCACCUGUAAGUAAUCAAGGCCUCCUUCGAUUUGGACUUCUAGGGCAUCUCCAUCUCGAGGCGGGCAGAGAGGGUUUGGGCGGCGGCGGCGGCGGAGGGAGCCAUGACGCGGCUGACGCUGGAGCAGACGGCGAGGGAGGCGGCGCCCGCCGGGUGCCUGGCCACGUUCCUCGACCUGUCCCACCGCUCCUUCUCCGACGUGUCGUGCCUGGGGAACUUCAAGAACCUGGAGCGCCUCGACCUCGGCCACAACUGCCUCGUCACGCUCGAGGGUCUGUCCUCCUGCACCAACCUGAAGUGGCUUUCGGUUAUCGAGAACAAGCUCGUGAGCCUGAAAGGUGUGGAAGUCCUCUCAAACCUGCAGGUACUGAAUGCUGGCAAAAAUAAGUUGACAAAGAUCGACGAGGUCAGAUCUUUGACAAGCCUCGGAGCGUUGAUUCUGAACGAUAACAACAUUUCUUCCAUCUGCAAGCUUGAUCCCCAUCAUCAGUUGAAUACCCUUGUUCUCUCUAAGAAUCCAAUUGUUACUAUUGGUGAUGCUUUGGUCAAUGCAAAGUCUAUCAAAAAGAUAUCCAUGUCUCACUGUCAAAUAGAGAGUAUUGGAUCUUCUCUUGCUGCAUGUGUGGAAUUGAAGGAACUUAGGCUUGCUCACAAUCAGAUCACUACAAUUCCAUCGGACUUGGCCAAAAAUACCAAACUCUUGAACCUUGACUUGGGAAAUAACUUAAUUGAGAGGGUGACAGAUUUGAAGGUCCUUUCUGAACUACGCUACUUGAGGAACCUAAAUCUGCAGGGAAAUCCUAUUGCUGAGAAAGACGGUCUAGCUAAAAAGGUCAUGAAAAUUGUGCCGACCGUACGCAUAUUCAACGCAAAGCCCAUAGAAGCCAGCUCCCAGAAUGAUAACUCUAAGAAAGUGGGUAUGCUGAACAAGGAUGAAGAUAUGCUUGCUCAUGAUCCCAAAGAUGUGAAAAAGAACGAUAAAAGGAAACGGUCAAAACAACAAGUGCAGAGCCCUGAAAAACCUGCAGCCAAAGAUACUCCUCCAGAUGUCACCAUUGCUACCCCAGUUAAAUCUGUACUACUGGAUAGUAAGAAAAAGAAAAGGGAGAAGGUAGUCCUAGAGCAUGACAAGAACAGUAAACCAAAAGGCAAGGAUGAUAAAGCUCCUUCCGAUGAUACCGACGGGAGGGCCAAGAAGGAAUCCAAGAAGAAGAAACUUGUCAACAAAGAAGAUAAAGAUGUGGAUGGAAUGGAUGACACCGAAGUGUCAUUUGCAGACUUUGUGUUUUCAAGAGAGGCUGCCUGUCCAGAGCCUGCGCUGGAGGAGAAAACCCAGGGAAUUGCUCCCGGUGGGAAAUUUGUCGGAGGCCUGGUGAUUGAUCACACCAAGAAGAGGAAGAAGUCGCAAGGGACUUUUCUUGAUGCGUCGGAUCUUAAGCUGCUUUCCUCUGUGCCUGAGGUGGGUGUGGGUGGACUGUCUGGGUGGGAUUAGUCGUAAUGCCUAGUGGGCUUGACAAGUGAUUUAUGCCUCGCCAUUAGUGUUACUAAAACCCUGCUCUAGGGUCUCAUUGCAAUGUGCCCCAUCUUCUGAAUUUCUUUCUAAAUUUCUUUGGCACCUGAAAUAUGUAACCAGACAUGAAAAUGUUGUUUGUUACAGAUCUAUGAGACUUGAGAUGGUUAGAAACA
Lolium perenne is the source of this 2215-nucleotide messenger RNA. RefSeq lists its product as uncharacterized. NCBI's taxonomy places the organism in Eukaryota, Viridiplantae, Streptophyta, Magnoliopsida, Poales, Poaceae. The record is from RefSeq and is a predicted model, not a curated record. Gene Ontology annotation, molecular function: protein binding.